Molecule: messenger RNA, 1389 nt
Organism: Eruca vesicaria subsp. sativa (arugula)
Lineage: Eukaryota; Viridiplantae; Streptophyta; Magnoliopsida; Brassicales; Brassicaceae
Source: the annotation of a GenBank genome assembly
AAAGAACGUUAAAAUCACUUUCAGAGUUCCUUCUCUCUCUUUCCUCUGAUCGUGGAUUGAGAUGGAAACCUUACCCACGACGACGGUUUCGUUUUCAAAAUCAGAACGACGAGGAAGAUCCUCCAAAUCUCAGAGUACCUCCAAGCCCUCCGUUAUCAUGGCUUUCUUCUCAUGCGUCGCUUGGCUCUACGUCGCUGGCCGGUUAUGGCAAGAUUCAGAGAACAGAGUGAUACUCAAUAAUAUGCUUAAGAAGAAUUAUGAUCAGAAGCCUAAGGUUCUUACGGUGGAUGAGAAGCUGAUGGUUCUCGGAUGCAAAGAUCUUGAGAGGAAGAUUGUUGAAACUGAAAUGGAAUUGACUCUGGCAAAGAGUCAAGGCUAUCUGAAAAGUGGGUCCUCUUCAGGGAAAAGGUUGCUUGCUGUAAUUGGAGUCUAUACUGGCUUUGGAAGUCAUUUGAGGAGAAAUACAUUUAGAGGGUCUUGGAUGCCACAAGGUGAUGCUUUGAAGAAACUUGAGGAGAGAGGAGUUGUCAUACGUUUUGUGAUUGGUCGAAGUCCAAACCGAGGUGAUAGCCUAGAUCGAAAGAUUGAUGAGGAAGAUCGAGCAAAAAAAGACUUUCUGAUUCUUGAGAAUCACGAGGAGGCACAAGAAGAGUUACCCAAGAAAGUGAAGUUCUUCUUCAGUGCGGCUGUUCAGAACUGGGAUGCAGAGUUUUACAUCAAAGUUGACGACAAUAUUGACCUAGAUCUUGAGGGGUUGAUUGGCCUCCUUGAAAGUCGGCGUGGUCAAGAUGCGUCUUAUAUUGGGUGCAUGAAGUCUGGGGAAGUUGUUACGGAAGAGGGAGGGCAAUGGUACGAGCCAGAAUGGUGGAAGUUUGGGGAUGGGAAAUCAUACUUUCGUCAUGCAGCUGGUUCGCUUAUAAUACUAUCCAAGAAUUUGGCUCAGUACAUAAACAUAAACAGUGGAUCGUUGAAGACAUAUGCAUUUGAUGAUACCUCUAUAGGAUCUUGGAUGAUUGGUGUUCAGGCAACUUAUAUAGACGACAAUCGACUUUGCUGUAGCAGCAUUAGACAAGACAAGGUGUGCUCUGUAGCUUGAUCAAAGGGCCCCUAACAGUUUAUUCCAACUGAACCUCUGGUGUGUUCGUGGCGAUUCGGGGAGUUUUCUUGGAAAGUUGUUAUAUUUGUUGUUUAGAAUCAGAUUAUAAUCAGCCAUUACUUAGGGCAUAUACCCAGGAAUUUGUAGCUGUGAAGAAAAAAGAAUAGAACAUCUAUAAGUUACAACUGACCAAGAAUAGUAUAGAAUCAGUUGGACUCAGUCCAGAGCUUUGAACUAUAGUUCGAGUGAUGGAGUGACCUUUAUAUGAAAACAUGCUUUUUGUUACUCUUAUU